This is a messenger RNA of Capsicum annuum, 2341 nucleotides long. RefSeq names its product kinesin light chain 3. NCBI's taxonomy places the organism in Eukaryota, Viridiplantae, Streptophyta, Magnoliopsida, Solanales, Solanaceae. The record is from RefSeq and is a predicted model, not a curated record. Gene Ontology annotation, molecular function: protein binding. The transcript is spliced from 18 exons. Bases 338 to 1846 code for a protein of 502 amino acids.
AUACUACAACUUGAAAUUUUUUAAUAUGAUCUAAAUUGGCUAUCUAUGCAAAUUGCCUGUGUCGUUAGAUACCAGAACACUCAUACCCGACCCGCUUCAUAAAGGGGCUUAGGGUUUAAGUAAAUUCAAUUUUGGAAAUACUAAACCCAACAAUUAAUCAUUCAAUUUCGAUUACUUUAAUGAUGUUUCUCCGACAAGCUUCUGCUAAUUUGCUCAAAAGAUUCCGGUUUUGCCCUCAAUCACUUCAAAGAAGUUCCCCAAUUUUGCUAUCCAAUGCUGGAAAAUGUCGAUUUUCCAGUGAGCUUGGUUCUGGAGGGUACUUUUCAGACUCAUCUCAAUGGAUUUUUCUGUUUGGACCAGCUGGUAUUCACUACUCUUAUGGGCUGUAAUCCUUGGAGUAAAUGCUAGUCCUGCCUUGGCAGAAGAGCUUUCUACUCCAGCAACUACUGGAAUUGAUGGAGUUGAUGUUGAAAUCAGUGGCUUGCGCAAAAUUGAGGAUGGGUCCAUAGUAUCUAAUAUACACACAUCCAAAUGGAGAGUUUUUACAGACAGUGGAAGGGAUUUGUUUUUACAGGGAAAACUUGAGGAAGCUGAAAAACUGUUCCUGUCUGCUUUGCGAGAAGCUAAAGAAGGUUUCGGAGAUAGGGAUCCACAUGUUGCAUCUGCAUACAACAAUCUGGCUGAGCUGUACAGAGUCAAAAAGGCAUUUGAUAAAGCAGAGCCUAUGUACUUAGAAGCAAUCAUUAUACUCGAGGAAUCAUUCGGACAAGAAGACGUACGAGUUGCAGCAGCCCUUCACAAUCUAGGCCAAUUUUAUCUUAUGCAAAGAAAACUGGAACAAGCUCGUGGUGUCUAUGAGCGUGCUUUAAAGAUAAAGAGGCGUGUCUUAGGGGAGGCUCAUCCAGACUAUGCUGACACCAUGUAUCAUCUGGGAACAGUGCUGUAUCUUCAGGGGAAAUACAAGGAUUCAGAGGCUCUGAUUCGCGAUUCCAUUCGGAUUUUGGAGGAUGGAGGUCAAGGUGAAUCAAUGAUGUGCACCAAGCGGAUGCGACAUCUAGCUGAGAUAUAUAUUAAAUCUGACCGGAUCGAAGAGGCUGAGAAUGUGCUGAGAAAGAUCCUGCAUAUUAUGGAAUUAGCAAAGGGUUGGAAGUCUUUAGAGACUGUAAUUGCAGCUGAACGUCUGGCGCUGACUCUUCAGUCCCUAGGAAACUUGAAAGAAGCUCAAGAGCUUUUAGAGAGGUGUCUUGAUGCCCGAAGAGCUUUACUACCUGAGAACCACAUUCAGAUUGCUGCAAAUUUGCUACAUCUUGCUAGAGUUAAAAUGCUCGACCCCAAUAAGCUCAAGAAGACUGCUGCUAAUCAAGUAAGGGCUGAGCUUGAUAUGGCAAAAGAUCUUUUAAGCAAGUCAAUAAGUGUGGCUCGGAAAAACCUGGUGCCUUCCGUGAAAGAGAAAGGAAGUAAACAGCCUUAUGGAGAAUCUAUGACAACAGUAAGGAGCAGGCAAUCGGCACUGAUUAUCCUGUUGCAAUCGUUUGAUGCUCUUUCAUUGCUGGAGAUGAAAAAGCUGGAGCUUGAAGAUUCAAAGGACCGUUAUAGCUCUGAGGCUGAGAACGCUCUUCGUGGAUGCAUUUCUGCAUACAAGGAGUUUGUAACUGAGAAGUCACUAUCUGAUGCUCCUGGAGUAAAAGCUGAAUACAUCUUGUGCUUGAAGCAUCUAGUUGAUCUAUUAACCGAUAACAAGACCUCGAGCAAAGAUCGAUCUAGCAAUGCUGCUUUACAAGAGUUGAAAGAUGAAAUCAAGCGCGUACAAGUUGACCUGUCGAAGAAAGGAGGGCGUAGAAGCUGAACUCUCAAUGAAAGGAGCGCGAUGAAUUGCCAACGGGAUGGAUAAUUGUCCAUAGAUAUACACCAGUAAUUGCCAGAGAUGUAAUUGUAAAGAUUGAUUAAACCAGUGACACACAUUGGAUAUACACUCUUAUAUGUAGAGAAAAGAAAGAGAUAAAGCAUCCAAUACCCCCGAACUAUGGCCAAAGAUGCUACGACACACUCCAACUUCACAGGGUACUAUUACCCGUCUGAACUCAAUUUUAGCGUAUUUUUGUCAUCCUUUUGUGCUGAUGUGACAUUUUUAUUACAUAAAAUAGAGCCUAUGUUAAAGGUGCUACGUCAGCUAAAAAGGUUAGGUGUGUCAUAUCUGAAAUGUUAGGUGUUUAUAUUUUCUUCCAAACUAUUAUCAACUACAUUUUUGAAGUUUAUUAGAACAAGUGUUUGAAUAUAAUCAUUAAAAGGUGUGUGACACCCAAUUUGCUAAUAAAAUUUUGUUCUCUUGGCAGCUGACUCA